AUGUCAUUUGCUCAGGAAAUCGGAAAUCCCGUUCUCACUCCCGCCCAGGCUGUGGACCCCGAGCCCAUUGCUGCGGGUUCGAGUUCACGCACAACCACCGAGACGGUAACUACUGACAUCGUUCGAGAUGCUGGCUCUGAGUCGAGCGAUGAAGGGGUUCGGAUGAGCCCUGCUGCCGCCAGGCGCUUCGCUCGUCGUAACAUGAGGCGGACAGCCGCCACACCAGAUCUCGUCACUAGCCUCGUCAGACCACCGUCUCCCGAAGCCUUUUACAACGCCCAAGAUGCCAACGGACAUGUUGUACAGCGCAUGCCGAGGCCAGUCGCCAUAUUGUCGCAGCCAUAUGGUCGCCGGCACGCUGAUGCUGGCCCCAACCGUAGGACCGGCCCUUUGCUGCCACCGCACCUUUGCUCUCUUGAUAUACCCAAAAAAUACGGCGGCAGCUGCAUAUUCGACAUGCACACCUUGACCUACGUCUCCGACCCCGAUCCGAACUUACUCUGUCCGAUAUGUCACGAUCCACUGGUCGAUCCUGUUACAACGCCGUGUGACCAUACAUUCUGCUACAGGUGCCUGCGACGCAGUAUAGCAUCAAGUCCAUCAGGUACAGCCUGUCCCAUUGAUCGCGAGCUCCUAUUGUGGGUGGACUGCUUCAGUGCGGCUAGGCUUGUCCGCACACAGCUCAACUGCUUGAUUGUCAAAUGCCCCAACCAAGGACGAGGUUGCGAAAGAGAACUGCGGCGUGAAAACGUCGAGAAACACGCCACUACGGAAUGCCGCUUCCGGGAAUUUACAUGCCCUGAUACUACGUGUGACAAGAAGCUGCGUGCCAAACCCAAGGAUGAUGAGUGCCACCACAAGGAAGUGGAUUGCGACAUGUGCGAUGAUAAGGUGGAAGAAACAGACAAGGAGCUGCAUUUGCUCUCUUGCCCCCAGGCCAAGACGAGAUGUCAGGCCUGCUGGCAACUGGUUUGUCGUUCGCAGAUGGACUCGCAUCACGACCUGGAGUGUGAUGGGAUAGAAGUUGGCUGCCCUUAUGAAGACUUGGGUUGUCCAGUUAGGACAAUACGCGGAGAAAUCGGGGCACAUUCAUUUACAUGCGCCUUUCACCCGGAAACACCAUCGGGCGUUGUUAUCCGUAAUCAACGAGAAAUCAUCCAGUCGUAUAGCGAUCUGACAAGCCAGUUCCGAGACAUGCAGCUUCGCCAAGAUGAAACGGCAAAACGGAUCGACGAAGCUUUGGCAGAUGGCCGGAAGCAUGGCGAAGGUGGAAGCGGCCGGAACGACUCAGUUUUUAAUGACAACCGAACUAUGCAGGACCUGGACGCCGGCUUCGAAGAAGUGCAUCAGAACUUGACCCAUCUCGAGGCUAGGCAGAGUAUGUGGACAUUGAAUCAAGUGAUGCCGAUACGCGAGGAGGUCACAGAGCUACGGAACAACAUUAACAUGAUACGCAUGCAUGUGAACUGGCUUUUGAAUCGGAGUCGCGAAGAAGGACGUAUUAGAGCAGCGAACACGACAGGGCCAACGACGGGUAUUCGUCGUGACAGUUCAGGUGAUGGGCCACCCAUCUUACCCGAGAGGCGGAGAUCAUCAAGUGCUGAUAUGGACGUACCUCGACUCUGA
Messenger RNA from Pochonia chlamydosporia 170, 1626 nucleotides. RefSeq names its product TRAF-like signal transducer. Lineage: Eukaryota; Fungi; Ascomycota; Sordariomycetes; Hypocreales; Clavicipitaceae. Bases 1 to 1626 code for a protein of 541 amino acids. Gene Ontology annotation, molecular function: zinc ion binding. The transcript has a single exon. The record is from RefSeq and is a predicted model, not a curated record.